CUGUCAAAUACUUGUCAACCUAUUAAACCAAAUAAUAUUAUUUAACAUUUUGUUAAAACGUAAAUAAAAUUAACAAUGCCUCUUCCUCCAGCGAGUGGAACCGGUAAAUAUUUUGCAAGAGCUGCAAAAUCCAUUCGAUUAAUACGUCAAGGUUGUACUAAUAGACCAUUUUUUCAUAUAUCUGUUACCCACCGUAGAAGGCUAAACAGCCAACCAGUGAUAGAACAACUUGGUUCAUAUGACCCAAUGCCUAACUUUAAUAAUGAAAAGCUGGUUGCCCUUAACCUGGAGAGAAUGAAGUUCUGGCUGGGCCAGGGAGCUCAUGUUACAACCCCUGUAGCUGAAUUACUUGGUCUUUCUGGUUUCUUCCCGAUCCAUCCCCGCUCCUACAUGACCGCUUGGAGAAAUAGAAGAACAGAAAAAGAGAAUUUAGAGAAACAGAAAGAAGCAGAAGCCGCAGAAGCGGCUAAAGCUGAAUAAUUUUAUUUAUAAGUUAUCAAAUAUUUGUAUAAUUAAAAGCUUAGUUUUAGA
Molecule: messenger RNA, 531 nt
Organism: Papilio machaon (common yellow swallowtail)
Lineage: Eukaryota; Metazoa; Arthropoda; Insecta; Lepidoptera; Papilionidae
Gene: mRpS16
Product: probable 28S ribosomal protein S16, mitochondrial
Exons: 3
Coding region: 76-480 (134 amino acids)
Biological process (GO): mitochondrial translation
Cellular component (GO): ribosome; mitochondrial small ribosomal subunit
Molecular function (GO): structural constituent of ribosome
Source: RefSeq, a predicted model, not a curated record